UGAGAGGCCGUAGAAGUCUUGAUCCUUUAUCCGAUGAUGCGCUCAAUAAGAAGAUAUCCUCGCGAAUUAUUCGACAGAAGAAAAAGGUUGACGCUAAAGUACAAUGCUUGGAAAACAUUAUUACUUUUGAUGCACAUCCUGUGGUCAGAGAUGUCGUUGAGAGCAAAAUUUUAUCAUUAGUCGACCCUAAAAAUGCAUGCAGCCCGAGGUUGGAACUUGGUACGCGAUCUCCAAUGCCUCUGAACGGUUUUGCAGAGCGAGCUAUUCGAACUCCCCCUGAUAUGCAAAGAAGAAUGGAUCUAUUUAGAGAAAGAAUAAAUAUGCACAGAGUGCCAACCGACCAAAUAAUUUCACCAACAUUAAUACCUACGCAAGAUUUCCUGAUCAACACUACGAAGAAAGCAAUUCCCUCCAAUCAACAAAUCGACCCCUUGCUAGCCAUGUUAAUGGAGGAAGACCAUGUUUAUGAAGCGACUUCUAGGGAAAGUUCUGCAGAUGAACCCGAACCGAGACCAAAGAGAAGAAAAACCAUCUCACAUUCUUCAGAUUUUUCUGAAAUAGCAGACACUUAUGAUCCGGUUUCCAAUUUUGAUUUUUCAAUCAAUGACCAUGUUGACCUUAGAAAAGGAGAUGAAUCAACUAGUAGGGCAUUAAGACAGAGAUCGGUUCAAAAGUCAAAAGGAAAAACGCGGUCGAAAAAGUUGUUUGGAGACAGUUGCAAGGAAAAUUAUAGUGCAAAAACUAACAAACGAAAACAAAAGCAGAAAACAGGAUCACCAGAAAAGAUGAAUAUUGACAACAUUCCCGAAACAAACGAAUUCAGCUUCAUCAACCAGCUCAAUGAGCGUGAUUCUCAGAAUCAAGAUACUGUGGCGUUAAGUAACCAAAUAGUACCCGAUAGCUUAGAGUUUGUUCACAACUUGAACAAAAUGACAUGUGAAAGCGAAUCGCAAUUGAGCUCACAAUCUCGGGAAUGUGAACAAACUGACGAGGUUAUUUCUCAGCACGAAGAAGUAAAUGCAAUAGAUUCGCAGUCGACUAGCGAAACGCAAUCGCAAACUGGGAAAGAAAAUGAGCCGACGAAAAAACAGCAUCCACCGCGAGGAAAGAAACGAAUAGCUAAACCAAAUAUGCUGAUGUCUCAAAAACUGUUCACGCCUUCGAAAAUGGAUAGUUUUGACGUUUUUGCUGACUGUAAACGAAGACAACUUCCUGUAGAAGCAAAGAUGCUUAUUAAAACAACUCCAAAAGUGACAAGAUUGUCUAGGCUAAAUUGCAGCCAACUUCAAUCUGAUUCUAAUGCAGUUAGUCAGACAAGUUGCCAGCAACCAGAUGUUCAUGUUCAAGUCAGCGAAUAUAACGAACAGCCGAUAGUCGAAGUUAACGAGGAGGUUUUUUUGUCCCAUCCGGUGGUGUUUUUGAACUCAGCGGGCAUGCAAAUGGACGAUGACAUGCAAAUGGAUCAAGAACAAGAUGAUGAAGAUACUUCAGGCAAAAGUUUUGAUUCCGCUGAAGAAAUGCAUUAUACGCCAGAAGAAAGUCAAGAAACAGCUGAAAACUGUCAAGAAACGCAAGCAAUUUAUGACAUUGAGGAAGGAGCUGAGGUAGAAGAUAAUUUCACACCAAAUAAAAGAGUCACGAGGUCAAGGUCAAACGAAGUUGUGAACAGACUUAGAAGCACGAGAAAUGUCAUCCCAGACCCUGAAAAUGUUAGAGAAAAAAUGAAGAAGCGGGUAGUUACUAAGCCAAGACGUAAAGCGGCUGUAAAUAAAAGGAACGAUGCGAAUAAAACGAUGUGCAAUUAUCCUGUCGGCGAUUUUAACAGCAAAAAUCAUCAUGAGAAAUCUUCGGCUAGAGUUGAAGCAUCCAAGGCUGCAUCUCAAGCAUCAUCAAAAUUUUACACUGCUCCUGAAACGAGCUCCUACAACAUGGAAUUGAAUGAAUUAGAAUUUUUACCGGAAGCACCAUGUAAAAAUGCGAAGCAAACUCACGUUAAAAACGAAAUCAGAACGGCGCCUUUGUUUACAGUUCGAGCUAGUAUAGAUGCAUACAGUAUGGAAAAGAAAGGGUCUCGAAGGGUCAAACGGAAGCUGUCAAAAAUCGAAUCGGGCCAAACUGAGUCUGGUGGUGCUAAUUCAGCAGUGAGAGGAAUUUGUGGCUCCAUGUCAAUCUACUCGACGUCACUAAGUCCCAAACAGCAGAAAACGCUCAAAGAAGCUUUGAAGACUUUAUGUGAGGAAACUUCUCCACCCGAAGAAAUGAAGAAUAAGCCUGGGUUGAAGGUGGCGCCUAAGAGGCGAAGAGGGGGAGUUGCGAGCGAGUUGGGACUCUAUGAAGUGACGAAUGACGUCAGCCGCAGUCUGGAGGGUGUGACUCAUCUAGUAUGCGGCGACGAGAGCAAAAGGACUUUGAGUGUGUUAUUUGCCAUAGCACGAGGAUGUUGGCUGCUCACUUUUGAUUGGGUAGAAAAAUCACUAUCGGAAGGCAAAUGGCUCCGAGAAAGGGAUUUUGAAGUGACAACGUUUCCUGGAGCGAAGGUAAACCGGGAAAGACUUAGCCUUCUGAAGUUACAGGCACUGCAUCAGAGUAACAUAGCUUGUCACCUCUCAAGUGCAUCUAUAAUAGUGAAACCUCCCAAAAUACUCUCGUGUAACUGUCUCUUGCACGUGCUCGACGGGACACAGCCGCCGAAGCACGAGUUAAUGGCUCUUAUUACUCUUUCGGGCGGCUGGCUCGUGGACAACCCAGAACACGCCAAGUAUCUGAUUGGACAGCGAAACGGGCAGAAUUUGACCGCGAAGAGAUUGGACAGAAGAAUGAAUUUGUUCAAUGUUCCGGUUGUCAAAGAAACUUGGAUCUUAGAUAGCAUAGCCUCUGGACACCAGAAAAACUUUGAAGACUACAUAGUUAACUAAACUCAGAUUAAUAGUUUGUUGUGUAUUUUAUUUAAUAUUUAUCUCUCGAAUAUGAAAUAUUACAAAUUUCUCUGUCGCAUUGUAGGUUACCUUUUCUGUAAAUAAAUUUAA
Molecule: messenger RNA, 3026 nt
Organism: Symsagittifera roscoffensis
Lineage: Eukaryota; Metazoa; Xenacoelomorpha; Acoela; Convolutidae
Exons: 8
Coding region: 234-2915 (893 amino acids)
Biological process (GO): mitotic cell cycle
Source: RefSeq, a predicted model, not a curated record